CAACCGCGUUCCAGUCGGCCAUGUUGGAAAAUUUGUAAAGAGGUGAACGGUUUUAUGUUGUAAAAUACUCUCUUUUUAAACUGUUAUAUUAUGGAGAUUGGUACGGAAAUCAGUCAAAAAGUUAAAGUAAGUAAAGUAGGAUGUUUUGAUUUACUAUUAAAUAUGUUAUCAGCAAGAGAAUCGUUUAUUUUUGACGAGUAGUAAAACUUUAUAUUUACAUCUCAUUUCAAAUUUUAAUUAUAUUACUACAGUGUACUAGGUAUAGAACUAUAGUAAAUAUUGAAUAAUUAUAAACGUUUGUAUCUUUUCAUAAAGUUACCAUACAUGCUAAGCCACACUAAUUUGCUAUUUAAGUCUGUCAGAAAAUUUAGUUUGUAGGAAAUAUGAUAUAUUUUUUAUUUUCAUAAUUUCAGACUGCAAUUAAAACCAAGCUGGUGGAAUUUGGAUCAUAUGUAGGUAUGACGACCUUGGGGCUAUUGGAUCUAGUAAAUCAUGGAGUAAAGCUUUGCACAGAAAAAAAUUAGCAAUCUUCUGUUAAAAAUUGUGAAAAUUCCCAGAAAUGUAUUACUCUGGACUAUUCUCGCCAGUUACAGUUGAUUUCACACCUGACUGGAAAGUUUGGAAAUUGUGCAACCGAAAUUUCAAAAAUUUAAUAGUAAAUAUAUAGAAAGAAUCAAAAUGACACACCAGAUAUCUCGGUUGCGUGAUACAAACUUUCCACUCUGGAUUUCACAUAAAUUUUUCCCUAAAUGUUGCGAACUUCAUUGCGAUGUUGAAAAGUUCAUAUUGAAAUUUGCAAGGCAGUUUGUAAACCAAGCCUCUGAUUGGUCCCUGAACGUAUAAAGAAGCCAAUCAAAUGCAGGGUUUUCAGUUUUGUGUGAGGCUCUGGCUACUGGCGAUGAAGCUAUGGCGAAAGGGAAAAGCCUAACAAUCAUUCCUGCACAUGGAUUACAUAUUUAACAUGGAUUAUAUAUAUAUAAACGUAAAAGCUCUGGCGAAUUUGGGUGGGGUUGAAUGAAAAAGUCUGGCGAAAUUCGCCGUUCGCCGGCCUAAACUGAAAACCCUGCAAAUGCAUUGUUUACAAACCGGUUUGUAAAUCUGAUUAUGGUUUGGAACGAAGUUUGCAACACACAAGGAAACAUCACGUGAAAACAACUGCAAGCCUUACAUUUUUCUACAUUUCAGAUGACGAGCUACCGGAUUACAUAAUGGUGAUGAUUGCCAACAAACGAAGUCAGAUACAGAUGAUCGAGGAUCUCAAUUUAUUUCUUGGGGAGAACAGUAAACUUUUUUGUGACUGGUUAGUUCUUGCUGGCAGUAUACGAUAUAUAUUCCACAAUGUAUAAUAUUUUAUUUUGUAUAUUUCUUAUUUUUAGGCUUCAUGAUUUGCUUCUGAAGUUGCAAGAAGUUACCGAAGGUAAACAAUGUCUCAAAAUUUACCAUUUCUCAUGCUUGUCUUGGUUUUCUAUAGAGUGUUUGCAUGUGACGUCAUAAAAAAUUCUAAAAGCUUAAGCGUUUAAUGUAUAUAGUUGCCCAUUUUAUAUAUUUUGUAUAUCCUUACUACAAGUACUCCUGGCAAAUUUCAAGUCGAUACAGUAAUUCAUUCGCAAGUUAAAGGGGCUUGAAUAAUUGAUAUUGCUGACAUCAGCAUUUAUAUAAUUAACAUCAAACACAAUUGAGGACCUGUGUGAUAAAAUAUAUCUUUCCUUGGGCAUUUACUACACGGCCGCCAUGUUGGUGGUCUGAGAUUGCAUAAUAUUGGACCACCAACAUGGCGGCCGUGUAGUAAAUGCUCAAGAAAAGUUAUAUUUUAUCACACAGGUCCACACUUAUGUUUGAUAUUAAUUAUAUAAAGCUUUUGAAAGCCCACCGAAAUAUUUCGACUUAUGUUUGGAAAACCGCAUAGCUUAUAACGGCCUUUCAAAAUAAUGCUGAUGUCAGCAAUAUAAAUUAUUCAAGCACCUUUAACUCGCGAAGGAAUUACUGAAUCGACUUGAAAUUUGCCAGGAGUACUUGUAGUAAGGAUAUACAAAAUAUAUAAAAUGGGCAACUAUAUAUGUUAAACGCUUGAGCUUUUAGAAUUUUUAUGACGUCACAUGCAAACACUCUAUUAAAGUACUGGAAAAUGUCCGUCAGCACCACUCCCAGGAAAUUUUUAACAAAAUAUCUUUGCAGGAAAUUUUUCUACAUAUCCUUGCAGGAAAUUUGUGUUAUCUUAUAUACUGGCAAAAGUGAUUUAUUCAAUAUGCAACACCAUACAGUACAUUCUAAGUCUAAUAUUUUUUCCUCUGCAGGAGCAUUUGAAGUUAAAGUUCCACUGAAGAGAAAAUCAACAGAAACAAAACCUGUAGCCAAGACUGAUGAGAAUGAAGCUUUGAAAAUAUCCAAACUAUCUCGAAAUCCGAGUCCAAUCAGAAUAAUAUCUGACACAGACGUCAACAAGAAAGAGGAAUCGUCACAGGAGAACACAAGUGAUGGUACAGAAAUUUUUUUGAACCUUGGAAACCAAUUUCUAAAUUUAGAAGAAAAAUUAAAUAGGAAAUAUAUAUACUACCAAAUAUACCACCAUAUAUACUACUAAAAAAUAUCGGUAACUGACGAUAAAUCGGCCGUAAAUUUUAUUUUCCUUGAACUAACUUUAUGUGACAGACUCUACCAAUUCAAUCAAUUUGUAUGCUUAGUACAUGUCUCCUUAUACUGUACUGAACACUCAUUGCUAUUCACUUGAUUAGGAAAGAUAAGGAAUGCUAAACAAGAAAGGCCAGAAAAGCAUCACAGACAAGAGGAGGAACAUUCGGGCACUAUUCAAAGUACUAUUACCAUGCAAAAGAGGUUUGGAAUAUUUAUUUAAAUUCACACACAUAAUAUAUUUUGCACAUGCACAUAUAUUUAUCUGAAACCUGUAGAUCGAAGCAUUAAUUUGAAUUUUCCUCUAUAGACCAACUCUGUCUCCAUCAAAACAAGCAAAUCCCAUCUUACUAAAGAAAGCAAUGCAUGCAGCUCAGGUGUCUACAGACAGUGGCGAAUACAACCCAGAAAUACCAACAAGCACCAAGCUUCCUACAAUCUCCGAUGCCGAGGCGAAGAUACGGAAACGAGAACAACUUAUGGAGGAGCACAAGAAACUCCAGAGGUUGAAAUCACAGCAAGAAGAAGAAACAACAGCUGUAAUAAUAUUUUGUUUUCAUAUUAUUCUGAACAAAAAAAACCAGAAAAAAUGUGGUCUGUUCAGCAACACAAUUGUAACUUGAUAUCUUCAGCAAUAGUUGCUGAAAGUUAAAAUGAUUUAACAAUUGCCAAAGUGAUAACUGUAUAUUUAGACAGCCAGCCAAUGCAAAUUGCUUUACUUGACGAGUAACCGAGACUUUUUUCAUUCAUUGGUUUACAGAUCCGCCGACUGUAAAUAUUCAGAACGUGAAAAAUAAAAAAAAAUUUGGAUGUCAAAAAUUUUACGAUUUUAGUUAAUUUGGGGUUCUGACAUGAAGUACAUGCCAAGUAAACUUUGACUCUAAGUACAGCUGGCUCAUGUUAUCAUUGUGACAAUCUCGAUUCUUAAAAAAACGUGUUUUUUAAAAAAAAAUUCCGACCUACCGACCUGUUUUUUUUUUAAAGUUAAAUCCGCAAACCAAUAAAUAAAAAAAGUCUUGCCUGAGUGGCUAGCAAAAAAUAUAUUUGAGGUGGCUAAACCAGUGCAAGAUUCUGUUCGAUAUUUUCAGGAGCCAGUGCUAGAGUUGCAGGUUGCCGAAGACGAUGAUCUCUUUAACACAGAAGAACCAACUGGAGUGAGGGACAGCAGAAUUGUGAUGGAGAAAAGUCCUGAGCGUGAGAGCAAGCUAGAAACUGGCAAGAAGGAAAAAAAUAAAAAAGUAAAGAAAAGUGAAAAAAGAAAAAUUGAUGAAGGGAAGGAAAAGUCUAGUUCUGGCAGUGAUGAUGAAGAGAAGGGGAAAGACAAGGAAAGAAAUGUUAAAACUAAGUAUGUUAUAUAUAAUGUUUUAAUCAUGACUUGUUUAUAAUGGCUUGCUUAUGACAUAUAUCUAAUUAAUAAAGCCAAAAAAGACUCAUUGGAUUAUUUUUUUGUAUAUUACAGUAUAUUCAAAUAAGGCAAUAUUGAGUAGAUUCUAAUAUUUGGUACAAAAAGAGUGUCUCACUUUAUAUUUUGUUUGUGUAUGACAAAACACAUGACACAUAUUUAAAUUAAUACUAGCAUCUCAAAUGAUUUUCUAGUUUGCCAGCACUAAAUGUUAUAAAAAAUAGCGGUCCUGAUGUCAGAAGACCGGAACCAAAUGAAAUCACGCACAAUAUACCUGCAUAUAUAUUUUGUGUAUUUCUUUUCUAGGGAAAAACGGAAGAAACCGAAAUUUAUUGUCACAUUGGAAGGCGUUGCUACCAAGUUUGAGGAAAAAUAUGAAAAAGAACAUUCGAAAAGGAAGCGAAGACGCAAGAGUGGUCAGAAAGACGAGGUAUUACUAAACUGGGCUGUAUAUACUCGUAUUUGUGAGACCCAUUUAUACUGCUAUAUUUUUCAAAUAUUGAUAUUCGUAUUGAAAUCUUAAUACUGCUCAACUUUAGGUACAACCAGAGAUAAACAGGGAUGUCCCGGUUAUGCCAGUGUACCCACAGUUUAUCCAUGGUGUUCAUCAAGUUCCUGGUAUGAUCCCAGCUCACCUCAAUCCCAUUAUACCACCACCAGUUCAUGUACUACCACCACCACCACCCACCAUAAUUACAGCACCUCAUGUACCAGUGGAAACUACCAUACAAGACGGUAAGCCAAAAUAAUCUGGUAUAACUCGCUGAACCUGUAUUUUCACCAGACAAAAACUCUACAAAUUGCACAAGCUGUCGAUUGAAUUGAGGAAUGCACAAAUUCAAAUCCAUAUUUAAGUGCAUGAGAUAAUCUUGUGUGUAUAAUUUAAGUCUACGUCAAACACUAUUUUAGUGUCUGAAGAUGUGGAAUUUGAUGAUGUUGAUAAAGGCAAGGAAACUUGUCGUUUUUGGCCCCAGUGUAAGAAUGGCGAUGAAUGUCCAUUUUAUCAUCCUGAUAUAACAUGCAAGUAAGUCUUCAUUUACCUGAUAUUUAUGUUGCUCAACUUUGCUGUUAUUGUAACAGAGUUAGAAUUAUAUAAUAUUUUGUUUGCAGUAAUACAGUGUGGAAACGCCACGUAACUUUAUUACUGCAAAGGUUUCAAUCCGUAAACACGGAUCUUCAUCAGUUCUAAUAAUAUGUGUUAGCAUAGAAUUAGAAUUAUUUUGUGAACAUUUUCCUGUAGACAUUUUCCCAACUGUCGCUAUGGCAAAGACUGUAGCUACGGACAUCCGCCCUGCAAGUUUGGUACAAGGUCAGUAAUCACGACACAUUUUGUUUUGAAAGUUUCGGAUUGAUAGGGAAGCAACUACCUGAAAAACACAAGGAGAACUUCGACGUUUCGAGCGAAGACUUGUAUUUUGUCAGGCAGUUGUAUCUUUAACCAUCCGAAGCUUUCUUGUUAUUGCCACUGCACACACAGAUCGUUCAAGGAAUGGAAUUUACGUUCGUGAUUUUGUCGUGGUUAUUUGCAGGUGCACGUCAACAUCCUGUCCGUAUUCUCACGAAGAAAUUGAAGAAACGGAAUCUACGGGUAUCAUUUCAAUACUUUCAUAUUUCUUCCUCAUGUAUAUUAUAUAAUAGUUCAAAUGCUGACUGCAGUGUUAAAUUCUCUCGUUAUAGAAAACGAGACAACAUUAUGUCGAUACCAUCCGUUCUGUACAAGAAAAAACUGUCCGUUCUUACAUCCUGUCGAUAAGGUAAGUUGAAAACGCACAAGUUGUAUAACAAACCUGCAGCAAACUUGUACAGUAGCAAUGCUAUUUCAACAACUUGUCAACAGGAUGUUUUCUAGUUUGUUGACAAGUUGCCAACGGCUUGUUGACAACUUGCAACUUGUUAGACAACUUGAGACUUGUUACAAGGUUCUUCCAACAAGUUUUUAUCGUCCUGUCAUUCAACGAUUUGUCAACAAGCUUUGAGUGGCAACCUUGUAGCAACUUGAUAUUUUUAAUAGAGAUUUUGUUCUUAUUUUUCCUAGCCAUGUCGUUACGGCAAGAACUGUACUCGUUCUGGUUGUGUAUUUAAACAUUCAGUCGCACCUCCUCCACGUGAACAACUAAAAUGGGUAGCACCAGCACCACCCAAGAUUCAUGUCAGGUAAGAUUACAGCCCCCUCCCCCCGUCUGUAAAUCAUUGCACAGAUAGGUGAAUGCCUCUCAUUGGCGUCAGCAUUUUGAUGACGAAUUACGGUUACGCCAAAAUCAUAGGAAAAACCAAGAAGUCCAUCUUCUGUAUGAUCUCUAUUCUGUGACUGCGCUCCCAAGACUCAGAAACAAAUUGUGUAUUUUUUUAGUGAAAGAAAAUUCGCGGUGAAGGAAGCUAGCACAACAGCUCUACCAGUACAAUAAUGUAAGAUAGUUUUGGAAGCUACAGAUUUUAUUGAAGAAAUUGUAAUAUUUAUGUAUAUUUUAACAUACUGUUGAAUCGUCAUUAAAACCAAACCAAUUUUGGUUCCGAAUUAAAGUUGUUACAACAAUAUGUACUGUGGUAAAAAUAUUAAAAUAGUCUUGAAUUGAUGUCGUAUUCAAUAUCAGUUCAAAUUCCAGGCUGCAGUCGGUAUUUAUUACAGCAAUUGAACUCCUAAUCACAAAAUGUACGUCUCACAAAAAUACUACUGUAAAUUCACGCUGAAAGAUUGACAGCGAAACAUAUAGACCUUCCAGUGAAGAAAACAACUUCCCAACCUAAUAAUUUGUCACGGCUUUUUGACAUUGCCAUUCUUAUUCGCAAAAUCACCAUGGCUUACAUACUUUGUUAAGAUGCAAAUUUUAAUUACACUGCGGAUUAUGAAACACGUGUCAAUUUCUAUAC
Paramuricea clavata is the source of this 6898-nucleotide messenger RNA. The record is from the annotation of a GenBank genome assembly. Lineage: Eukaryota; Metazoa; Cnidaria; Anthozoa; Malacalcyonacea; Plexauridae.